CCCGUAGAUCGCUCUCCGUUUGUGCUCAGACUGGGGGAGGGAGUGGAGGUUCUUUUAUCUUUUUUUAGAGACGAAUCCACCCCCUCCUGGAGACAUGGGAGUCACCUGUGUUUCUCAGAUGCCAGUAACAGAGGGGAAAAGUGUCCAGCAGACAGUUGAAAUUCUAACGAGAAAACUGGAAUUACUUGGAGCAGAGAAACAGGGAACUUUUGGUGUAGACUGUGAAACGUACCACACUGCACCCUCCACAAUGGGCAACCAAGGGCAGGCUGCCAAGCUGAUGUACGUGAUGCACAAUUCCGAAUAUCCCCUCAGCUGUUUCGCUCUCUUUGAAAAUGGCCCCUGCCUUAUAGCAGAUGCCAACUUCGAUGUCCUUAUGGUGAAACUGAAAGGCUUCUUUCAAAAUGCCAAAGGGAACAAGAUAGAAAGCCGGGGGACCCGGUACCAGUACUGUGAUUUCUUGGUGAAGAUUGGCACUGUUACUAUGGGUCCCAGUGCCCGUGGAAUAUCUGUGGAGGUGGAAUACUGUCCAUGUGUGAUAGCCAGUGACUGCUGGAACCUGUUAAUGGAAUUCAUGCAAAGUUUCAUGGGAAGUCACACUCCUGGAAUCCCUUCUGUGUUCAGCAACAAGCAUGACAGUAUCUACAGCCCAGCUGACACAAUGGUUCAAUACAUGGAACUCUUCAACAAGAUUCGCAAGCAGCAGCAGGUGCCCGUUGCAGGGAUCAGAUGAGGAAGGCUUCAUUAUGUCUACUUUCAAGCUAGCCACUGUUUGCUGAACAGUCAUAUUGCAUCCCAGUAGUACUCAAGGUUACAAUUUUCCCACUAAAUCAAAGGACAGUCCUGCUCCUUUAGAAGGAUAAAAUUAAUUGUAUCUCAAUGUAUAACUUUACAUAUGCUUUGCCCUGCUGACUCAGUGAACAUGCCUACUUUGAGUUCUUCAAGCAAACAGCCCUACAAAAGGGAAAUUAAGGACAAACAACUUGCAGAAAUACAGAGAUUCAAAUUGUGCUGAUGGGAGAUUGGGCUUUGAUUAUAUUUAAUCCUUGGUUGAUAAUUGUUAAUACGGAUGCCCUUUACUACUGGUUUUAAUAAAAUAACUUUAUUUUCA
Molecule: messenger RNA, 1111 nt
Organism: Eublepharis macularius
Lineage: Eukaryota; Metazoa; Chordata; Lepidosauria; Squamata; Eublepharidae
Gene: MED20
Product: mediator complex subunit 20
Exons: 4
Coding region: 95-733 (212 amino acids)
Biological process (GO): regulation of transcription by RNA polymerase II
Cellular component (GO): mediator complex
Molecular function (GO): transcription coactivator activity
Source: RefSeq, a predicted model, not a curated record